This is a messenger RNA of Eptesicus fuscus (big brown bat), 5997 nucleotides long. RefSeq names its product adenosine monophosphate deaminase 2 (gene AMPD2). Gene Ontology annotation, cellular component: cytosol. Gene Ontology annotation, molecular function: AMP deaminase activity. The transcript has 18 exons. The record is from RefSeq and is a predicted model, not a curated record. The coding region runs from base 410 to 2809 and encodes 799 amino acids. Lineage: Eukaryota; Metazoa; Chordata; Mammalia; Chiroptera; Vespertilionidae. Gene Ontology annotation, biological process: AMP metabolic process; IMP salvage.
CGGGACGGCGCGGGCCGGGUUUCGGUGGGGUCGCACCUGUUGCGUAACUCCCCCCCAGUCCCGCUGCGGGGGGCCGGUCCCCGGACACCCCGAGGGAGUGCAGAGAAGCCCAGGCGAGGCCCGCCCGGCUCAGCCGGGAGCACGUGGCCUGCCCGCCUGCGGUGCGGGGCCGGGGGUCUCCCGGGCCGGUGCAGCGGCCCAGGUCCGCAGGGGCCCGCCCCCUGCCAGCUGGCAAUUCGGAAAGAGCAGCCUUCCUCCCCCCAUCGCAGUGCCGGGGCGGGGCGCGGGCUCCUGGAGCGGCUUGGCCGGGGUCUGGGCUCCAGCUGCCGCCCCCUCCCUCGCGACCCGGGCUUCCGGGCUGUGCAGACCCCGGCUGGCGGCCUCCCGGGUGCGCCCCGGGCUCGGCAGCAUGGCCUCAGAGGCUCGGGGUGGGCUGGGGGCCCCCCCACUGCAGUCCACCCGGUCCCUGCCCGGCCCCGCCCCCUGCCUCAAGCACUUCCCGCUGGACCUGCGCACGUCUAUGGAUGGCAAGUGCAAGGAGAUCGCCGAGGAGCUGUUCAGUCGCUCCCUGGCUGAGAGCGAGCUCCGCAGCGCCCCGUACGAGUUCCCGGAGGAGAGCCCCAUCGAGCAGCUGGAGGAGCGGAGGCAGCGCCUGGAGCGGCAGAUCAGCCAGGAUGUCAAGCUGGAGCCAGACAUCCUGCUUCGGGCCAAGCAAGAUUUCCUGAAGACGGACAGCGAAUCGGACCUCCAGCUCUACAAGGAGCAGGCUGAGGGGCAGGGGGACUGGGGCCUGCGGGAGCGCGACGCGGUGCUGGAGCGGGAAUUCCAGCGCGUCUCCAUCUCCGGGGAGGAGAAGUGCGGGGUGCCCUUCACGGACCUGCUGGACGCGGCCAAGAGCGUGGUGCGGGCGCUCUUCAUCCGGGAGAAGUACAUGGCGCUGGCGCUGCAGAGCUUCUGCCCCACCACCCGCCGGCACCUGCAGCAGCUGGCGGAGAAGCCUCUGGAGACGCGGACCUACGAGCCGGGCCCCGACACCCCUGUGUCCGCCGAUGCCCCUGUGCACCCCCCGGCGCUGGAGCAGCACCCGUAUGAGCACUGUGAGCCGAGCACCAUGCCCGGGGACCUGGGCCUGGGCCUGCGCAUGGUGCGGGGUGUGGUGCAUGUCUACACCCGCAGGGAGCCUGAUGAACAUUGCUCAGAGGUGGAGCUGCCGUACCCUGACCUGCAGGAGUUUGUGGCUGACGUCAAUGUGCUGAUGGCCCUGAUUAUCAACGGCCCCAUAAAGUCGUUCUGCUACCGCCGGCUGCAGUACCUCAGCUCCAAGUUCCAGAUGCACGUGCUGCUCAACGAGAUGAAGGAGCUGGCCGCCCAGAAGAAGGUGCCGCACCGAGAUUUCUACAACAUCCGGAAGGUGGACACGCACAUCCACGCCUCGUCCUGCAUGAACCAGAAGCACCUCCUGCGCUUCAUCAAGCGGGCGAUGAAGCGGCACCUGGAGGAGAUCGUGCACGUGGAGCAGGGCCGCGAGCAGACGCUGCGCGAGGUCUUCCAGAGCAUGAACCUCACCGCCUACGACCUGAGCGUGGACACCCUUGACAUGCACGCGGACAGGAACACCUUCCAUCGCUUUGACAAGUUCAAUGCCAAAUACAACCCUAUCGGGGAGUCUGUCCUCCGGGAGAUCUUCAUCAAGACGGACAACAGGGUUUCUGGGAAGUACUUCGCUCACAUCAUCAAGGAGGUGAUGUCGGACCUGGAGGAGAGCAAAUACCAGAACGCGGAGCUGCGGCUCUCCAUCUACGGGCGCUCGAGGGACGAGUGGGACAAGCUGGCACGCUGGGCCGUCACGCACCGCGUGCACUCCCCCAACGUGCGCUGGCUCGUGCAGGUGCCCCGCCUCUUCGACGUGUACCGCACCAAGGGCCAGCUGGCCAACUUCCAGGAGAUGCUGGAGAACAUCUUCCUGCCGCUGUUCGAGGCCACGGUGCACCCCGCCAGCCACCCGGAGCUGCACCUCUUCCUGGAGCACGUGGACGGCUUUGACAGCGUGGACGACGAGUCCAAGCCCGAGAACCACGUGUUCAACCUGGAGAGCCCCCUCCCCGAGGCCUGGGUGGAGGAGGACAACCCGCCCUACGCCUACUACCUGUACUACACCUUCGCCAACAUGGCCACGCUGAACCACCUGCGCAGGCAGAGGGGCUUCCACACGUUCGUGCUGCGGCCGCACUGCGGGGAGGCCGGGCCCAUCCACCACCUGGUGUCGGCCUUCAUGCUGGCCGAGAACAUCUCGCACGGGCUGCUUCUGCGCAAGGCCCCGGUCCUGCAGUACCUGUACUACCUGGCCCAGAUCGGCAUCGCCAUGUCCCCGCUCAGCAACAACAGCCUCUUCCUCAGCUACCACCGCAACCCGCUGCCCGAGUACCUGUCCCGCGGCCUCAUGGUCUCCCUGUCCACCGACGACCCCCUGCAGUUCCACUUCACCAAGGAGCCGCUGAUGGAGGAAUACAGCAUCGCCACCCAGGUGUGGAAGCUCAGCUCCUGCGACAUGUGUGAGCUGGCCCGCAACAGCGUGCUCAUGAGCGGCUUCUCCCACAAGGUGAAGAGCCACUGGCUGGGACCCAACUACACCAAAGAGGGUCCCGAGGGCAACGACAUCCGCCGCACCAACGUGCCGGACAUCCGCGUGGGCUACCGGCACGAGACCCUGUGCCAGGAGCUGGCCCUCAUCACGCAGGCCGUGCAGAGCGAGACGCUGGAGACCAUCCCGGAGGAGCCGGGCCUCACCAUGAGCCCGGGGCCUCAGUGAGCCUGGCCCCGCCGUGCCCGCGUCCCGGCUCCUUGACCACGUUUUGUCCUCGGACCCCCCCCCCCCCACCUGUCGUGGCCUCUGCAUGUGUUCGUGCUCCUCUGUUGUCCUGCACGUCUCCGCCCUCUGUCUGUCUCCGUGCGUCCCCCGGAAGCAGGGCCCAGGAUGCGCUCCGCCCUUUCUCCGCUCAGGUGGCACCCCGGGGCCCAAGUUUGAGGGCUGCCCUGCUGGUGGCCCUGUCCCAAGAUCCCCCGAAGCCCGGCUAAGGCUGGUUGUGGGGGGCUGGCCCCUCCGGCCUUUGGAGUCCUGCCUGGGCACAUCUGAGCUUUGGCCAGGGAUUGAGUUGAGCCCCCGUCUUGUUUACGUGGCUGAAGUCCAGAGUGGGGCCCGUGCACAUCUGCUGUGGGCACGGGGCUGCUGGCGGUCUGGGGGGCUCCGGCGGGGGUCAGAGCUGGGCUGAGAGCAGGCGGAGCCCGGCAUCCUGGACUUGGGCCUUGGAGGCGUGGGACCACCACCUCUGCCCAGUCGGUGCCCGGCAGCCUUCUCCGUCCUUCCUCCGGGCCAUGUGCUCUGCUGUCCGCUUCCUGUGCCAUGUCGGGGGCCACUGCCACUGGAGGCUCCUGGACCUGCCACCAGCCCUGGGGUGGCAUCUCCAAUGUGGUCCCUAGAGUUCUGACCAGACCUGAAUCCUGGCUGGUCCCCUGUGCUGUUGUGUGGACCGAGGCCUUCGCUGUGAAAUGCAGUGUUUCGUACAGUCCCGUCCCUCCUAGUGCAUGAGAAAUAAAGAGUAUUUAAGUAAAGAGGCAGGUGGGGUCUCUGUGGGGAGAGGGGCAGCCGGGCAGGCGGCUGAGGUCAAGCCAGGAGCACUGUGGAGGGAAGGACGGGGUUCUUAGGGGCGCGACGGGGCCUGGCCGAGGUGUGUGCUCGUGCACAGGAAGCUGUGGGAGGAGAGGAGGCCCGUGGGGGGACCCGUGUGCCAUCACAGGCCUCAUCCAGCCGUCCCCUCUGCAGGGGACACAUCGACUGUGGCCCCAUGGCACCGCCCGGAGAGGUGGGACUGCGCUUACAAGCAGACCUGGGCCGUGGGCCUCCCACUCUGACGCCCGCACGUUCGGGGCGCUUGUUUAAAAUGCCAUUUCCAGGCCCCCCUCCCCCUCCGAUCCCCAUUCAGUGAGUGGAAGGUGCAGCGUGGAAAUGGAACCAGCUCGGCUUCUGUCCCGUGUGUAACACAACUUCUGGAGCACCCGCAGGGAGGGACGUGAGAGUGCCCUGUGCCGGGCAGGGUCCUGGGUCGGCACCGAGAAGCCUGUCGCUGCUGCUGAGUGGGGCGAAGGACAGGCCGGCUCUUUCGGAAGCAAUUAGCCCUAGAACAGCGUGAUCCGAGUAAUUGAAGGCCUGGUGAAAGCUGGCUUCCGCCUCCCCUCUCGUCAGCUCGCUUGGCCCAGCUGCUGCGUCUGUGCCAGCCGCCUCCUGGCAUGACACUCGCCCAGUGUCCCCGGGCAGAGGCUCUCCUCGUGCCCUCGCCUCCGGAGGGCCCCUGGAGGGCCGGGCCUGCUCCUGGCCAAGACCCAGGGUCCUCCCGUCUGCAGAAGGCUUCUCUUGUCGGUUUCUUGUAGCCGACAUUUCAGAGCCGCGUCAGGGCUGGCUGAGGAGCUAGAGGCUGUACAACUCUGGCUGGUUUCUGUUGGGGAAACAGCAGGUGCAAGUGGCCUGUGGCAGAACCAGGACCGGAAGCCAGGGGAGCUCAGCAUCCAGGCUCCUCCACCCCACCUGGGCCCCCUCUGCCUGAAGGACGCUGCUGUUCCAGGGCGAAGGGAACUCCUUUCCAGGGAGUUCCACACAUUUAAUAAUAAAAACGCGCUCUGUCUUCUCUUCGUUUGCAAAACAAGGGAGCAGCAGGAUUAGAGGAUCUUUCUAGAAGGUCCCUUGGAAGGAAGAAUUGCCUGCUUCCUGUGCCAGCAUCAGGACAGCAAGGACUCCAUAGUCACUCACUGAGUUUGUCGUGUGAUAGAACCCUUCAUGCCAUUUUCUCGUCCUUUGUACCGUCUCCUCGGUGUGUGCUGAGACCCAGACCCGAGAAUACUACCGAUUCCAAGAGUUUCUUAGCAAGCUCCCCACUAUUUUUUUUAAAACAAUUUGCUUCUGGAUUUUUUAUUUUUUUUAUUUUUGGUUCUCUGAAAUCUCUUUCAAACAUUUAUUAGGAAUAUUUUUAAAACAGUAAGGCCUUAAUAUUUUUUCCUGCCUUGUAAGAAGAUAAUUUUCACCCCAGAAAUUGGAAAAUAUACAAAAAUUGGAACAACAACAACAGCAAAAAGCCCACUGGUUGACUAAUAGCAACAAACAUUUGCUGAUCAUCUGCAUGCCUGCGAUCUGUGUUUUAAAAUAUAUUUAUACAUAUCUUUCAGUUAUUUUUAGAGAAGGUAUUUCUGAGUUGAGAUAUAUGUAUAAUUUUGUGGUUGUCAAAUACUUUAACAGAUCUUUCCGUAUUUCAUUAAAGUAUUUAUAAACAUAAAUCCAAAUUCCUGUUCACUGGCCUAUGGUGAGCCUCACCAUCACUUGCCAUCAUAGCUCUUUUUGGUUGAGAACUAUGGCCCAAUGUUGUGAGUGACUUCACUCUGGAGCCACACCCUGCUUUCUGGCUGUGUGACCUUGGGCAAGUUACUCUCCCUCUCUGUGCCUCCAGGGCGCUGGGGAGGAUCCAAGUGCCCUGGCUUCUCUCCAGGGGGCAGGGCCUACGUCUGUCCGUCGGAGGCCUGGGAAAUGGUGAAGACCUGAAAGAAAAGCUUUGGGGGCUGCAGAAUAGGAAACGGACAAUGUCGCAAUUGACAAGUGUUUCAGUGCCUUCUGAGCGCUGAGCUGCAUGUCAACUUUAAUCUUUGUUAAGUUCGGUAUCCACAGAAAUGUCAUAUUUGAAAACAAUUUGUAAAUUGGGUUUUUGGCAAGAGUUCCAGACUGCAGGAUGAUGGAAGAGCAAUCCUAAGACCAAAAAAGAAAAAUAAAUCCUAGCCAAUAGUAAACUAAACGAGUUACUCAUCGUCAAGUAAUUUCAAAAGCAAAUUCAUAAAAGCCCUUGUACGUUGAAAGCCAAGAAGAGUUCUAUUUAAUGAGGGAAUGUGGGUACAUUUUAACUCUGUUCCCAGGAGGGUGGGGCCGAGGGGAAACUGGGGCAGGGUCUGUGGAGGGCUGAC